AUGGCUUCAGUAGAGGAGGUGGAUCCGGAACUGGAGGAAGAAGUGCAAGAAGAGUGCUCCAAUUAUGGUGAAGUGCUCCGUCUUCUAUUGCAUCUGACUCCACAACAGGAGGUGCGUAUAUUUGUACAUUUCGACGCCAUUGAAGCAGUUAAGGCUGCCUGCCUUGCCUUGAAUGGACGCUUUUUCGGAGGUCGCGUCGUUCGUGCACGUCCUUACGAUAAUGAACUAUUUCAACUGAAGCAGUUAGAUGAAGAUUAA
Messenger RNA from Protopolystoma xenopodis, 258 nucleotides. Lineage: Eukaryota; Metazoa; Platyhelminthes; Monogenea; Polystomatidea; Polystomatidae. The record is from the annotation of a GenBank genome assembly.